UUUUGAGUCAAACGAGCGCUUCGCCUGUAGUGCGCAGGCGCGACUGCAUGGCGUCACGUGACCUCGCUUUGAACUCCGCGUCGGCGGAAACGGAAAAGGAGAGAACGCGCCGACAUGGCGGACAGGCUAACGCAGCUUCAGGAUGCUGUUAACUCUCUGGCCGAUCAGUUCUGUAAUGCGAUUGGAGUCCUGCAGCAGUGCGCACCUCCUGCCUCCUUCAGCAACAUCCAGACCGCCAUCAACAAAGACCAGCCCUCCAACCCCACAGAAGAAUAUGCUCAGCUGUUUGCUGCACUCAUAGCAAGAACAGCAAAAGAUGUUGACGUGCUGAUUGACUCGUUGCCCAGUGAAGAAUCUACUGCUGCGCUGCAGGCUGCCAGUCUGAGGCAGUUGGAAGAGGAGAACCAGGAAGCUGCGGCCCGUCUGGAGGAAGUGGUUUACAGAGGAGACAUGCUGCUGGAGAAGAUCCAGUCCGCUCUAGCAGACAUCGCCCAAUCACAGCUGCGCACACGCAGUGGUGCCCCGAGUCAGCCAACACCCCAAGAGUCAUGACCCGAACCAAACAUGGACUAUAUCGUCUGUACACAGCAGGGAUUUUAUACUCAUCCUUCAUCAAUUGCAAGAGAUCUUGUGUUAAAUGUACAGCUUGUUUCUGGACUGAAGAAUGAUUCUGAUUUCAUUCUGUAAGUGCCCACUGUUUCCCAUUGCACAUCUUUAUUAUGUGACAUCUGACAUUGUUUUCUACCUGAUAGCAGUAUAUGUUCAGCAUUCAUCAGCCCUUUUCUGCAAUUAACAGUCAGCGGUUGGGUAAGUUGGUUUUUGUAUAUUUAAUGAUAUUUUUUUCUGGCCAGGAUCAUGCAGUGAUGCUGUUUGUUUUGUUUUGAAAGAAAUUUUGUCUUUGUGUUUAACCAAUAAAAAAAAAGUUGUAUGAA
Megalobrama amblycephala (Wuchang bream) is the source of this 932-nucleotide messenger RNA. RefSeq names its product mediator complex subunit 21 (gene med21). The transcript has 4 exons. The record is from RefSeq and is a predicted model, not a curated record. Gene Ontology annotation, molecular function: transcription coregulator activity. NCBI's taxonomy places the organism in Eukaryota, Metazoa, Chordata, Actinopteri, Cypriniformes, Xenocyprididae. Bases 115 to 552 code for a protein of 145 amino acids. Gene Ontology annotation, cellular component: mediator complex. Gene Ontology annotation, biological process: regulation of transcription by RNA polymerase II.